AUGCAAGAACAUUCAUAUACAUUACCGAUGUGUUCGCUCGAUUGUACAUCUCAUGUUCCAUCAGCAACAGUAAAUGUUUCGAUUGAUACUCACACGUCAACAACAAAUCUCUCGAAUGAUAUUGAAACACAACUCGAAUCACCAACAUCUACACCCGAACUAAAUCUCCUAUUGGAUAAACUAACUGAAAUACUUCGAUUUCGUUCGGGUUGUCGACGACAUUUUGGCGUUAUGCAACAGCAACAAACAUCACAAUCACCAUCGACAAGCAAUUUAAAACGCUUGCAAUCAAGCAGUCUCGAACCUUUACAUAAUAUUGCAGAUGUUGCACCACUCAUACUAAAUAAUUCUUCAAUACCGACAGGUGCAUGGAAAUCAUCGAAUUUACAUUAUAAAACAUCAAUAUCCAAUCGAUGGCCGCAUCAUCAUCAUCAUCAUCAUCACCAUUAUCACGCGAAACAUCAUGCGAAUAUCUCGACAGCUAACGAAAAGAAGCGUCGUCUACCAUGUCUAUUACAACAUUUAAUAGAUGAGGGCAAUUUAAUUAAAGAAGCUGUACGUCGUUUGAAAUCACAAAACUUCUCUCCUACAUCUAAACCAUCAACGAAUAUCGUGCACACUCCAUCUACGCCAACAACCAAACCUUGUAUACAAACAUCCUCCAGUUUAACUUCACGUUUAACACCAAGUGCAUCAAUAAAUAUUCAUAUUCCACAACAAUUGAGUGAUUCUUCGACACAAGUGACUUCGUCACCGAAUCGUAGUAUUUCAUGGUUUCUUUCAUCGAAUGUCUUCACUGUUAAUGCAUCUACNUCUUUUUAUCUAUGGAUCAAAAAGUCUUUAUCUGUCAUUUACAUGCAAGAACAUUCAUAUACAUUACCAAUGUGUUCGCUCGAUUGUACAUCUCAUGUUCCAUCAGCAGCAGCAGUAAAUGCUUCGAUUGAUACUCACACAUCAACAGCAAAUCUCUCGAAUGAUAUUGAAACACAACUCGAAUCACCAACAUCUGCACCCGAAUUAAAUCUCCUAUUGGAUAAGCUAACUGAAAUACUUCGAUUUCGUUCGGGUUGUCGGCGACAUUUUGACGUUAUGCAACAGCAACAACAAACAUCACAAUCAUCAUCGACAAGCAAUUUAAAACGCUUGCAAUCCAGCAAUCUCGAACCUUUACAUAAUAUUGCAGAUGUUGCACCACUCAUACUAAAUAAUUCUUCAAUACCAACAGGUGCAUGGAAAUCAUCGAAUUUACAUUAUAAAACAUCGAUAUCCAAUCGUUGGCCGCAUCAUCAUCAUCAUCAUCAUCAUUGUCACGCGAAACAUCAUGCGAAUAUCUCGACAACUAACGAAAAGAAACGUCGUCUACCAUGUCUAUUACAACAUUUAAUAGAUGAGGGCAAUUUAAUUAAAGAAGCUGUACGUCGUUUGAAAUCACAAAACUUCUCUCCUACAUCUAAACCAUCAACGAAUCUCGUGCACACUCCAUCUACGCCAACAACCAAACCUUGUAUACAAACAUCCUCCAGUUUAACUUCACGUUUAACACCAAGUGCAUCAAUAAAUAUUCAUAUUCCACAACAAUUGAGUGAUUCUUCGACACAAGUGACUUCGUCACCGAAUCGUAGUAUUUCAUGGUUUCUUUCAUCGAAUGUCUUCACUGUUAAUGCAUCUACCGCAAAUCAUAGAAGUGGAAGCGGCUCGCCGCUCCGUUCAUGCUAUACAUUGAAUACAUACGAUCGAGCACCGAUGGAAAUCGGCAUUCAUGAUGGAUAA
Adineta ricciae is the source of this 1770-nucleotide messenger RNA. The record is from the annotation of a GenBank genome assembly. NCBI's taxonomy places the organism in Eukaryota, Metazoa, Rotifera, Eurotatoria, Adinetida, Adinetidae.